Molecule: messenger RNA, 3695 nt
Organism: Helianthus annuus (common sunflower)
Lineage: Eukaryota; Viridiplantae; Streptophyta; Magnoliopsida; Asterales; Asteraceae
Product: cellulose synthase A catalytic subunit 1 [UDP-forming]
Exons: 14
Coding region: 224-3463 (1079 amino acids)
Biological process (GO): plant-type primary cell wall biogenesis; cellulose biosynthetic process
Cellular component (GO): plasma membrane; trans-Golgi network
Molecular function (GO): cellulose synthase (UDP-forming) activity
Source: RefSeq, a predicted model, not a curated record
CGUAAGGAUGGAUAUAUAGCAUGGACAUGUUGUAAUUGUUAGCUGACAGCUGGCUCAGACAUUUGAACUGUCUUUCUGUCGUGUACUCUUUUGGCCCAUGCUACCCUCUCAUUUACUCAAUUUGAGGCCAAUAAUAAUUCAAUACUGGAUAACCAACCGAUUACUGUUGAUUCCACAAAAAUCACUCACUUAUUGAUGAGGUUUCACUGACUCAUCAGAGAAGAUGCAGGCGAAUGGUGGUUUGGUUGCUGGAUCGCAUAAGAGGAAUGAGUUGGUCAGAAUUCGACAUGAUUCUGAUGGAGGGCCCAAGCCGUUGAAGGACUUGAACGGGCAGACAUGCCAGAUUUGUGGCGACACUGUAGGCCUAACUGAAACGGGUGAUAUAUUUGUUGCUUGCAAUGAGUGUGCCUUCCCAGUAUGUAGGCCAUGCUAUGAGUAUGAGCGGAGAGAUGGAAAUCAAGCUUGCCCUCAAUGCAAGACUAGAUAUAGAAGACACAAAGGGAGUCCUCGGGUUGAUGGUGAUGAGGAGGAGGAUGAUGUUGAUGACUUGGAAAACGAGUUCAGUUAUCCUCAAGGAAAUAACAAAGCUGCACGCCAAUGGCAGGGGGAUGAUGCUAAUCUUUCUUCAUCUGCUAGACAUGAUCCGCUUCCCCUUCUCACUAAUGGCCAACAAGUAUCUGGUGAAAUUCCAAGUGUUAGAGAUAAUUUAUCUGUAAGAAGUACAUCGGGUCCAUUAGGUCCAAGUGACAAGCAACUUCCAUACAUCGAUCCCAGACAACCAGUUCCUGUAAGGAUUGUUGACCCAACAAAGGACUUGAAUGCUUACGGCCUUGGUAACGUUGACUGGAAGGAACGGGUGGAAGGAUGGAAGCUAAAACAGGAGAAAAAUAUGCAAAUGACAAACAGAUAUGGCGGUGAAGGAAAAGGAGGGGACGAGAUUGAACGGACUGGAUCAAAUGGAGAAGAAUUGCAAAUGGCUGACGAUGCUCGGCAACCAAUGAGUAGAGUGGUGCCUAUUUCAUCAGCUCAUCUGACGCCAUAUCGUAUUGUAAUAAUUUUACGGUUGAUUAUCUUGGGUUUCUUCUUGCAAUACCGUUGCAGUCAUCCAGUGAAUGAUGCUUAUCCAUUGUGGUUGGUAUCUGUUAUCUGUGAAGUCUGGUUUGCAUUGUCAUGGCUUCUUGAUCAAUUCCCAAAAUGGUUCCCUGUUGAACGUGAGACCUACCUUGACAGGCUUGCAUUGAGAUAUGACAGGGAGGGCGAACCGUCACAACUGGCACCUAUUGAUGUUUUUGUGAGUACAGUGGAUCCGCUAAAAGAACCUCCACUCAUCACAGCGAACACGGUGCUAUCGAUUCUAGCUGUGGAUUACCCUGUUGACAAAGUCUCUUGCUAUGUGUCUGACGAUGGUUCCGCCAUGCUCACGUUUGAGUCCCUCUCUGAGACUGCUGAGUUUGCAAGGAAGUGGGUCCCAUUUUGCAAGAAGCAUAGCAUUGAACCCAGAGCACCCGAGUUCUAUUUUGCUCAGAAGAUAGAUUACUUGAAGGACAAGAUUCAGCCUUCUUUUGUCAAGGAACGUAGAGCAAUGAAGAGAGAGUAUGAAGAAUUUAAGGUGCGGAUUAAUGCUCUUGUAGCGAAAGCACAAAAGAUGCCGGAAGAAGGCUGGACAAUGCAAGAUGGAACUCCUUGGCCUGGAAAUAACCCUAGGGAUCAUCCGGGAAUGAUACAGGUGUUCUUAGGACACAGUGGAGGUCUUGAUACAGAUGGCAAUGAGUUACCACGUCUAGUUUAUGUUUCUCGUGAGAAACGUCCUGGUUUCCAACACCACAAGAAAGCUGGUGCUAUGAAUGCUUUGAUACGAGUUUCCGCGGUGUUGACAAAUGGGGCUUAUCUUUUGAAUGUUGAUUGUGAUCACUACUUCAACAACAGCAAAGCUCUGAAAGAAGCCAUGUGUUUCAUGAUGGAUCCUGCGUAUGGAAAGAAGACCUGCUAUGUUCAGUUCCCACAAAGAUUUGAUGGGAUUGAUUUGCACGAUCGAUAUGCUAACCGCAACAUUGUCUUCUUUGACAUUAACUUGAAAGGGUUAGAUGGCAUUCAAGGGCCUGUAUAUGUCGGGACAGGUUGUUGUUUCAACAGACAAGCUCUUUACGGAUACGAUCCAGUUUUGACCGAGGCUGACUUAGAACCAAACAUUAUCAUCAAAUCCUGUUGUGGUUCACGUAAGAAAGGAAAAAAUAGUAACAAGUAUACUGAUAAGAAGAGAGCAGUCAAAAGAAGCGAAUCGAACAUUCCCAUUUUUAAUACGGAAGACAUGGAUGAGGGUGUUGAAGGAUACGAUGAGGAAAAGUCAUUACUAAUGUCUCAAAGGAGCUUAGAAAAACGAUUUGGUCAAUCAUCAGUAUUCAUUUCUGCUACUUUUAUGGAGAUGGGAGGUAUUCCACCCACCACAAAUUCCGCUACCCUUUUGAAAGAGGCUAUCCAUGUUAUUAGUUGUGGUUAUGAAGACAAGACCGAAUGGGGUAAAGAGAUCGGAUGGAUUUAUGGAUCGGUGACAGAAGAUAUUUUGACGGGAUUUAAGAUGCAUGCAAGAGGAUGGAUCUCAAUCUACUGCAUGCCUCCACGCCCUGCUUUUAAAGGGUCUGCUCCAAUUAAUCUUUCUGAUCGUUUGAACCAGGUUCUUAGGUGGGCUUUAGGUUCAAUCGAGAUCUUACUCAGCAGACAUUGCCCUAUUUGGUAUGGGUAUAAUGGUAAAUUGAAACUAUUGGAGCGUCUCGCCUACAUCAAUACCAUUGUGUAUCCACUGACAUCGAUCCCGCUACUAGCUUAUUGUGUACUUCCAGCUGUCUGCCUUCUCACCGGCAAGUUCAUCAUUCCCGAGAUCAGCAACUAUGCGAGUAUGUGGUUUAUUCUUCUUUUCAUCUCAAUUGCCGCCACGGGAAUCUUGGAGCUACGGUGGAGUGGUGUAAGCAUCGAGGAUUGGUGGAGAAACGAGCAGUUUUGGGUCAUUGGUGGGACCUCGGCACAUCUUUUUGCAGUGUUCCAAGGUCUGCUCAAAGUUCUUGCAGGAAUCGAUACCAAUUUCACUGUCACAUCAAAAGCAAGCGACGAAGACGGUGAUUUUGCAGAACUCUACAUUUUCAAAUGGACGGCUCUCUUGAUCCCGCCAACCACCGUACUCAUCGUCAACUUGGUCGGAAUCGUCUCUGGGGUAUCGACAGCCAUCAACAGCGGUUACCAAUCGUGGGGUCCAUUGUUUGGAAAACUGUUUUUCGCCAUCUGGGUCAUUGUCCAUUUGUACCCUUUCCUCAAAGGUCUGUUGGGUCGACAAAACCGCACACCUACAAUUGUUAUUGUGUGGUCGAUUCUUCUCGCUUCGAUUUUCUCAUUGCUGUGGGUUAGAAUCGAUCCUUUUACGACAGACGACAAGCUUGAUUCGAUACGUGGACAGUGCGGGAUUGACUGUUAAUUUUAGUGCACGCUUUUGGUAUAUAUAAUGUACAAGAAUUGAAAAAAAAUGGCAGGAUGACUAUAACAUCUGACGGUGGUUUUAUAUAUUUAUUUUUUUAUUUCUCUUCCUCGCGAGUAUUUUGGUAGUUAAAAGCUAGUUUUAACUUUUAAAUGUGUAUAUAUAUGUAAGAGUGUCAAACAAGUUUAACGAUGUUAAUUACGUUUUUGUCGAUAAUAUUUACUUUUAUUAA